AUGGAAUACGAGGACAGUGAGUCCUCAGUUUCUUUGGCAAGUACCUCAGCGAGCUCUCACUUUAGCGAUCUCAGUUUUGAUUGCAUCUUUGCCUCGGGACCCGCGUGCAAAGUUCGAGUGACGAUUGCGCUGUGGAACUUCCUGGAUCCUGCAGCCAGAACUGCUCUGCUGACUUCGAGUGCUGCCACACGCAGCGAUUUCUUGCAGGAAAUCCUCUUCAUUGCAAUUAGGGCUGGUCUGCAGCCCCUGGCCUUGGCUCGUGGGGUUUCUUCGAUGGCUGCUGAAGCUUCGGCCUCCGAUCUCUGUGAUCGUUUCGAGCGGCACCUCCAGCACUUGACUUAUGAUGUUGUGGCCCCACUCAGCUAUCCCUGGGACAGGAAUAAGGCCUUGUCUGCCAUCUUCUCAGGAAAACCAGGCAGAAGCGUCGACCUCCAUAGCGUCAAGGUGCCUAGAGUCGUGCCGCCGCCAGCCACGCAGUACAGGCGGCCGGGUGAUUCAGUCGAGCCGCUGCCGAUGGCUCUGCCGUGUGCCAAGGUUUGCCCGCUACAGGCAGGCGAGAAGGCCGGAGUCGAUCGAGAAAAUGUCCUACGUCGGUGGCUCUGUGUUCUGAGCCACUCACCUGGUGCCUCGAGGUUGGGGGUUCUCAUUUGGGCGAAAGGCGAAUCUGACCCCUUGGGGGUCGUGGCGCAGGCCUUGGCUGGGAAAGCUACAUCGACUCUGCUUAAGCGAGCCCGUUUUUCUGCACGAUUCAUUUGCUGGGCCGACAAGCAUCAUGUGAAAGCUUUCCCGGUGAGCCUCGAGUUUCUUGUGAGCUUCCUCAAACCACUUGCAGCCGAAGCCAGGAACAGUGCCAUUCGUGAGGCUAUGGAGACUGUGAAUUUCCUGGAACAUGUUCUAGGAAUUGAGGUCGAGCAAGGAAUCGGCGACAACCCUUGGGUCAAGGGAGCGCUGCGAGGAGCCAACAUUCGGACCUGUGACCCGAAACGAUCGAGAGUCCUGAAGGUCGAGGAGGUGCUUCUCCUCGAAGGAGCGCUGAUAGAGGGAGCCCUUGACAAGGUGGACAGGUACGCCACUGGAGUCUUCUUGUUCCAGCUUUACUCCAGGGCUCGAGUGUCGGAUCUGAGGAACAUUUCGAAGCUUGAGCUUGACCUUGAUGGCGAUACGGGUUUCAUCGAAGUCAGAACCUAUGAGCACAAGAAUUGCCGGCUGAGCAGUGGACCGGGGGCCGUGCUCAUUUUGGUUGCGCCGUAUCAUGGGCUUCACCAGAAGCCUUGGGGCGCCGCUUGGGUAGAGGCAGCGAAGGCCGUUGGCUUCGACUUCGAGAAAGGGCAUCGCGGGCCGUUGCUCCCCCGCCUUGCUUGCGAUCACUCUUGGAGCGGGGACGCCAUCGAUGCCAACGAGACCACUACAUGGAUCAGGGCGUUGCUUUCACGGCUGCAAGCGGCCGAAGAAGAUCUUACAUUCUCCUCGCACGGAUUGAAGGCAACGCCGCUUUCCUGGACCUCGAAAGCUGGAUAUAGCUUAGGUCCAAGUGGGAAAACGCAAGAAGCUUACGCUCGCGAAGUGCAGGCGCAGCCGCUACGAGACCUUGCAGAAUGUCUUGGUGCCAUCCGGCAGGGGGUUUUCCACCCGGAUCGCACAAAGAGCGGGAUGAUUGCAGAUGGUGCGACCAUCCGUGAGUCGCGCUUCUCUUUGGCACCCAUGGGUCGUGCCAAUCCUUCGCCAUCUCACGAGAGCUUCGAGUGUGCUCCCGAGGUUGAGCUGGCCGAGGAUGGAGGCGUAGAGCCUCUUGAUGAUCAGGACUUGGGUGAACAAGAAGACGUUCACGAAGCCUCGAGCAGCAAGUCCGAGAGUUCUGGUGAGUCCGAGGAAGAGACUCAUUAUGAGAGUUUUGGAGCAGGCGAAGCGCAGAAUGCGAUCCCGUCUGUGAACAUGGGUCCUGAUUUAGACAUUUUUCAGAACCCGAAGACCAAGAGCCUUCACUCACGAGCGAAGGGUUCUGCUGGCAAGUUGAUCUGUGGAAGGUCGCUUGACAAUAUGAAGCCUUUCAGUGGAAAGGUCUUCAGCAGUAGAUGGUUGUGCAAGCAAUGCACAGCAGGCCGACCCCUCCGCGACGCAGGGGCCAUGGCGAGUUUCAUCGCUAAGAAGCAGGGCGCUUCUAAGUGA
Symbiodinium sp. CCMP2592 is the source of this 2166-nucleotide messenger RNA. Lineage: Eukaryota; Dinophyceae; Suessiales; Symbiodiniaceae. The record is from the annotation of a GenBank genome assembly.